UGAGAAGAAUGCUUAUUUGAAGAGCGACUAUUAUCGCUGAAUAAGACGUUCUUGAGUGCCACAAGCUGGCGAUUCGCUGUGUGUGGGUAUAUCGAGUGUGUGGGUCGGUCGAGGCGGCGACGUUUCACGCAUGCUCGGAAGGUUUGUCCGCUAUUGGGCGGGAUACGGAGCGCGGGCAAAACAAAACGACGCUGACCGACUUCGUGUGAGAAAGUCAAUACAACAAAUUCAGAAACAGACUGUUACAACAAGUCUAUUUCAGACGUCAAAAAUGGUUGGAGAUCCAGACAUGGAGUUAUGCAUUGAUGAGUCGUUGCUGCAGGGUUGCAAGUUCAAAAUUACUGUUGAAGGUAACAUUGCAAGUGGCAAGACGACAUUACUGAAUUGUUUCAAGGACAAGUCAUAUGCUGAGGUGCUGUUUGAACCUAUAGACAAGUGGCAGAAAGUUGGAGGAGACAACUUGCUGGGUCGUAUGUAUGAGAACAAAGAGCGAUGGGGAUUGACAUUUCAAUCGUACGUGUUGCUAACAAUGAUGGAGCUGCACCACAAGGAACAGCACCUGCCCAUUUCUGUACUGGAGAGAUCGGCAUUUAGUGGCCGAUAUUGUUUUCUGGAGAAUUUGUACCGAAGUCACGUCCUCGAUGAUCUGGAGCAUUCUUGCUACACUCGGUGGUUUGACUGGCUAAUGACGACCAACCCACCACAAUUGGACUUAAUUGUCUACCUACAAACAUCUCCUGAAGUCUGUCUACAGAGACUGAAAGAAAGGCAGCGAGGAGAAGAAACAGGAAUCACGUUGGACUAUCUACAAUCACUCCAUGAUAGACAUGAAGAGUGGCUGAGUAACCCAGAUAACCACGGUUGGCAUAGCAACAAACCUGUCCUAAUCUUAGAUGGCGACAAGGACUGUCGAAACGAGGCCUGCCUGUUUGAGAAAAUGUGCAAUAAGAUUGUCCACAAGCUGCUUUAUCCUGCCUGCUUCUCUCCACGUAGCUGUCCACAUAACAGCUUAAUGAAUCAGACACCACCGGCCGGGUCAGGAUUUCCAUACAAAGCGAAGCGAAACCUCCGCUUGUAGAGACAUCGUGACACACGUGAAUGCGUUGUACAUGCAAUAUACUGUCUAGCUGGCUAUCAAUUCAUUAACACAUUUUAUCGACUUUUACAUUGAUGUACUCAAUAUGAUUGUAUGUAAUGACGAGUAGAUCUCAGCAUACUUACAUGUAAUGAAUUUUAGUGUCAUUCGUGUGUUUGCAUCAAUCUAUUAAAAUCCGGAAAUAAUAUCAAACACGUUUUCA
This is a messenger RNA of Corticium candelabrum, 1298 nucleotides long. Its product is annotated as thymidine kinase 2, mitochondrial-like. The record is from RefSeq and is a predicted model, not a curated record. NCBI's taxonomy places the organism in Eukaryota, Metazoa, Porifera, Homoscleromorpha, Homosclerophorida, Plakinidae. Bases 131 to 1078 code for a protein of 315 amino acids. The transcript has 10 exons. Gene Ontology annotation, molecular function: deoxynucleoside kinase activity. Gene Ontology annotation, cellular component: cytoplasm.